Molecule: messenger RNA, 1725 nt
Organism: Cephus cinctus (wheat stem sawfly)
Lineage: Eukaryota; Metazoa; Arthropoda; Insecta; Hymenoptera; Cephidae
Product: zinc finger protein 277
Exons: 8
Coding region: 350-1558 (402 amino acids)
Source: RefSeq, a predicted model, not a curated record
UGCCGUCUGCCGUGGCUCCAAUAAGUGGUCUGUGGUCACGGAUUCCAGUAUGGUUAUAGUUCAGUGCUUAAACCGGAUUAUUUAAUACCGAUCGAAAAGAAUUAACCAAUCCCAAAUAUUCCUUAGAAAUUGAAAUGUCUAUGAUUUUAUCUAUUCGUUUAGAUCGGUAUUAAUUAAACCGAUUUAAGACCGCCGUGUAAACGUGGUAAUGAAGAACGAGAAAACGCAAUCGAAUGAGCGCUGCCAGAUCAUUUCACUGCAAUGGUGAAAGCCGCUAACAAAAGAAACUUAUACAUAUAAUUAUUAUUUUUCUAUAAAAAUCCAGUAUCAAACUCUUACCGCAUUCUAAAUGUCUACUGGAGCAGAAAAAACAAAGAGCAGCCACCUGCAAGCAAUCGAAUACUACACACCGUUUGAUCAGUUGGACGACGAGCCUUGUGCUAUGAGAUGCCUGCUAUGUACAAAAAUUUACACUCUUCCCACAAAUGAAAAAACGUUUUUGUCACAUCUCUUUGAAGAACACAGGCUAAUCAUAGGUGAUGUUCAACGAAUACCCAGUUUGAAAUGUUACCUAAAGUAUUGGGGGGUCAAAUUUUCUGAAGCAUCAUUAAAUACUUUCUGCAGUACGCUAUCGAUGGACUGCACUCCUGAUGGGAAACCAAGUAAGAACGAAUGUUACUUUUUACUAUCGGAUUGUCUACCAGAAGAUAAGGCACUCAGGAUGGAAUUACAAAGAGCAAAACUGGAAUGGGUUUUGGCUCAACAAACCAAAGAAAGAGCAGAUAUGAAUUUCAAACGUGGCUGUAUGUUUUGUAGAUUGAUAUUCUCUGGAUCCAGAGCAACCUAUUUAAAACAUCUUUCGCAACAACAUAACAUUCGAUUAGGAAAGCCAGAAAAUCUAGUCUUUGUGGAUCAGUUGCUCGACAGGAUAGAAAAUAAUAUUGAAAACUUAAUCUGCGUAUACUGUAGGAAAGUUUUUAAAGAUCGCACGGUGCUGAAGGAGCAUAUGCGUAAGAAACUGCAUAAAAGGAUUAAUCGUAACGAUGAGAGCUACGAUAGAUUUUACAUGAGCAAUUAUUUGAAACAGGCGGCUGGCGAUUCGACGGGAACGAACAAUCUGUCCACUAUCAGCAGUGACAACAGUGAUAACGAAGAAAAUACGUGGUCCGAUUGGAACGAUGAAAUUUCUGAUGUUAACUGUUUAUUCUGCGAUUACUUGGAUAAGCAUUUCGCAUCCGUUAUACAGCACAUGAAACAUGUGCACGCUUUCGAUUUCGAGGAUCUCACGCGUACUCUGAAUUUUUAUCAAAGAGUAAAAAUAGUAAACUACGUCAGAAGGCAAAUUCACACAGGACACUGUAUAUUCUGCGAUGCGACAUCGGCGGAUAAUAUCUUGAAGCACAUGCGAGAAGCGCAACACUUUAAGUUGCCAGAAAAACGUAUAUGGGAUCAACCGGAAUACUACUUUCCCGUAAUUGAAAAUGAUUCGUUCCUCUGUAGCAUAGAGGUAAACAGUGACGAGGAAUGUGACGAGCAAACGGUAAAGCGUCACCCGUAGCGAGUAUCCCAAAGUUUACCAGUCACAUCGUAAUAGCGUCUGUAGCCAAUGUCUAAUCCUUUGAGAUUUGCUUGCAAAGAUGCAUUCGGCGAUCUCUUUGGAGCAUAUCGCUUUCUACGUGUGUAUCGAAUAAAAAUAAAGAGAAACAAAUGGUAUUUCAUUCGGAA